GCGGAGUUAUUUUUAUGAGGGCGGGGCUUCCGUGACCCGGAAGUGACGCGUUCUCCGCUGUGUUUUGGGUUUGUGUAACCAGAGAGGAGGCCGCGCUCGUGUCAGUUCCGCUGUCUCUGGGUGACACAGAUGGACCAGUCCUCUCAGUCCUACAUGCUUGCCAACAUAACCCACUUGCACUCGGAACAGCUUCUGCAAGGCCUGAACCUCCUCCGCCAACACCACGAGCUGUGCGACAUUGUCCUCCAGGUGGGCGAUGUCAAGAUACACGCCCACAAAGUGGUGCUUGCCAGCAUCAGCCCGUACUUCAAAGCCAUGUUUACUGGAAACCUUUCGGAGAAAGAGAAUUCGCAGGUGGAGUUUCAGUGUGUGGACGAGGCUGCUCUCCAGGCCAUCAUAGAAUAUGCAUAUACAGGAACAGUCUUCAUCUCGCAGGAAACCGUGGAAUCGCUUCUUCCAGCCGCAAACCUCCUACAGAUCAAGCUUGUGCUGAAAGAAUGCUGCGCGUUCCUGGAGAGCCAGCUUGAUGUGGGCAAUUGCAUCGGGAUUUCACGUUUUGCCGAGACUUACGGCUGUCACGAACUGUACCUAGCGGCCAACAAGUUCAUUUGCCAGAACUUUGAGGAUGUUUGUCAGACAGAAGAAUUUUUCGAGCUGACAAAUUCCGAGUUACAUGAGAUCGUCUCCAAUGACUGUUUGAAUGUUGUUAGUGAGGAGAGCGUCUUCUAUGCACUUGAAGCGUGGAUCAAGUAUGACGUGCAAGAGAGGCAGAAGUUCCUCUCCCCGUUAUUGCACUGUGUCCGUCUGCCGUUGCUGAGUGUCAAAUUUCUCACCAGGCUGUACGAAGCCAAUCACCUUAUACGCGAUGACCACACAUGUAAACAUUUAUUGAACGAAGCUCUGAAAUACCAUUUUAUGCCUGAACAUAGACUCUCCCAUCAGACGGUGCUAAAGACGCAGCCACGCUGUGCUCCCAAAGUGCUUUGUGCGGUGGGGGGAAAAGCUGGACUGUUCGCCUGCCUAGAGAGUAUGGAGAUGUAUUUUCCCCAGGACGAUUCUUGGAUAGGCCUGGCACCUCUGGGAUCCACCCGCUAUGAAUUUGGACUUUGCACUCUGGACCAGAAAGUGUAUGUUGUUGGGGGUAUCGCCACCCAUGUCCGACAGGGAAUCAACUACAGGAAGCAUGAAAGCUCCGUGGAGCGCUGGGACCCUGUGACCAACACGUGGACGUCGGUGGAGAGGAUGAACGAGUGUCGGAGCACUCUCGGUGCCGUGGUCUUAGCAGGAGAACUGUAUGCCUUAGGCGGAUAUGAUGGACAAUCAUGUUUACAGUCUGUGGAAAAGUAUAUACCGAAGGCUAAAGAAUGGCAGCCAGUCGCACCAAUGAUAAAAACCAGGAGCUGCUUCGCCGGCGCAGUGUUGGAUGGCAUGAUCUAUGCUAUUGGUGGCUAUGGACCAGCACAUAUGAACAGUGUGGAACGCUACGAUCCUGCUAAAGACUCCUGGGAUAUGGUGGCUCCAAUGGCUGAUAAAAGGAUUAAUUUUGGAGUGAGCGUUAUGCUGGGAUUUAUAUUUGUAGUAGGCGGUCACAACGGGGUGUCUCACUUGUCGAGCAUUGAGAGGUAUGACCCUCAUCAGAAUCAGUGGACUGUCUGCAGACCGAUGACGGAACCCAGGACAGGAGUUGGAGCAGCGGUGAUAGAGAACUAUCUGUAUGUGGUCGGGGGUCACUCAGGGUCAUCCUAUCUCAAUACAGUACAGAAAUAUGACCCCAUCUCGGACACUUGGCUGGACUCGGCUGGCAUGGCAUAUUCCCGAUGUAACUUUGGUCUGACAGCCCUUUGAACAUAAGCACAUUGUGUAAUAAUAAGUUCCUGCAUGAGCAGAUGUCCGAGGCCUCGUUUCCAGGAAACACAAAGAUGUGGAGAUACGGGAGAAAUGAGAUCUUCUGCCGGGUGACGACCUUCAGCAGUUAUGGUCACUUAUUUUUGUGUUCCGUCAAUCCAAACUAGCAUGACUCCGUAUUCCCAAUCUUUGAGUAUUCUCAAGAGCUCUGGAAAGCUCUGGAAUAAUUAUCAACCAUUGCAGUUGUAGUCUGUGGUUAUUGCUGGUGCUGGAGAUGUAAGUUUACAAUGAGCAAAAAUGGAUUCUGUCGGGUCUCUUUAGCCUUUGCAGAUGCAUCUGCCCUUUAUGUAACAGUCCUCACUUUCUGAGCAGCUUCAGUGUAAAGGUUCACGAUGGAAAGAGUACAAGUCAUGUGUCCCCCAUGGAAUGGUGAGGGGGUAUGUCAGCAAUUUCUAUUAUUUUCUGUGGCAAUAUGGGAAACCUUCACUUAAACCAAGAUACAAAACCUGCAGGGUGUCACAGGAAAAUUUGUGCAUGUGUUUGUACAAUUGUUCCCAAUUUAAGAAUACUCCUCUUAAAUAAUAGAAAUUUGGAAUUUUUUUGUCUUCUACAGUGCUAUCCCAAACCUAUAUACAAUUGAUAUUAUGCAUUGCACUAGCCAUUGGUUGUGGAAAUAUUUCCUAAUCUUACCUAAUUAUCCGUCUUCCCCUUGUCUAGGCUCUCCUCCUGCACUGCAUUUAACUCCUAAGGCAGUGGUUUGACCACUUUGCUAAAAUGGGGGAAAAAUAUAAAAAAUCAUGUGACAAAAAUAUAAUUGAUUCCAAAAGUGCAAAAUUGAUCCUAAGGAAUGUCAGCGGUUCCUACUGCAACAAAAAUGGCCGUCUCCACUGCACUAGUAUUCUGUAGCAUCACCUAGACACGUCCUGCAUGGAGCUUCUGUGUUCUCAAUUGUCCCUAGGGAAUUGACAGAUUUGCAUUCUCAUACAUAUUGAUUUCACCCAGAAAGUGUCUGAUUCCCCUAUAUUCAUAAUCUAUAACGUUACAUAGACCAUUCGUGCAGUAGAGCCUCCAUUUUGUCACUUGUUCCUAGAUAGGCUAUGUUCUGUUGAUUCAAAAUGGCUGCCACCGCUCUGUGUAGAAAACGAGUACACUUCAGUGUGGUAUUGUGACAUAGCCAGAUUUAUUUUACUUGAGUAGAAUAACAUAUUACCAAACCUGGUGAAAACGCCCUAUAUCCGUGAAGCCUGCCCUCGUCAUUGUUACCCUGGCUUCAUAGCAGUUGGGCUGUAACGCACAAGCGUCUCUCUGUUAUUCAGUGACCAUGUCUGACCCGCUGCACAUGACUGGCGCCACUACUGCACUGUUUAAUGCUACAAUAUUAUCUUGUAGAAAUCUCGCCUAUUAUAUGAAAAGGUCGAAAACGGCUUUUCAGAAAUAAUCUAAUAUUCUAAAUAAACAUGUUGUAUAACCUCUACCUACUGUAUGUAUAUGGCAGUGACAAGCAAAUAGUGUGUGAGUGUGUCAGAUAAUACAAUAUGUCUAUAAUAUCUCACAGAGCAGGGACAGUGAGAACCAGCGGUCUGUACUGACGAUACUGGAGACCCGGCGAAGGUCACGUCACUCAGUGGUCUUGCCGGGAUCCGGUCUCUAGGUCGACACUAUCUAGGUCAACCACUAUUGGUCGACAGUAACUAGGUCAACGGGGUUUCUAGGUCGACAGGUCAAAAGGUCGACUAGGUUUUCACGAUUUUUUUUCUUUUUUUGAACCUUUUCAUACUUAACCAUCCACGUGGACUACGAUUGGGAAUAGUAACCUGUGCCGAGCCCUGCGGUAAUGGAACGAGGCACCUUGCCUGAAGCACGGCGAGCCAUGCGAGGGGAUAUGGUGCACUAAUUGGGGUUCCUGGUCACUCUACGAAGAAAAUGACACAAAAACCAUAAAAAAACUUAUGUCAACCUUUUGACCUGUCGACCUAGACCCUGUCAACCUAGAGACCCUGUUGACCAAUAGUGGUCGACCUAGACACUGCCGACCUAGUUACUAUCUACCUUCCAUACCACACCCGGUUUUGCCUGUAUGACUAUAACGAUAAAGGACUGGCGCACGUCGUUGGGACAUC
Molecule: messenger RNA, 3965 nt
Organism: Pseudophryne corroboree (corroboree frog)
Lineage: Eukaryota; Metazoa; Chordata; Amphibia; Anura; Myobatrachidae
Gene: KLHL28
Product: kelch like family member 28
Exons: 5
Coding region: 130-1845 (571 amino acids)
Molecular function (GO): protein binding
Source: RefSeq, a predicted model, not a curated record